CCGGCGAUUACGUCGUUAGUGCAGUCGCCAUUUGCACUUCCGUUUGGAGUUGCAAAUCCGCAAUUUGCUUUUCAACAGCACGGUGGAACAUUUGCACAACCAGGUUUUGCUGAUGCACUUGCUGCAUCUCCUGGCAUAUCACCAUUUCUUACGGGUUUGACGUCAACUUUGGCAUCUGGAACUGCAAGUCCGGCAGCCAACGCUGCGAUGUUAUCCGCUACAGCAGCUGCAUUACGAUUACCACAUGUUGGCGUGUUAAAUAUUUCUCCAGUGGUUCUAGUUUCAAAUCUUGAUGAAAAUAGGGUCACUCCAGAUGCUUUAUUUACGCUUUUUGGUGUUUACGGCGAUGUUCAACGGGUAAAGAUACUUUUCAACAAAAAAGAUAAUGCUUUAAUACAGUAUGCUGAACCGCAACAAGCACAAUUUGCAAUUCAACACCUUGACAAGGUACGUUGGCAUGACAAACAGAUGCGUGUAGCUGCAUCAAAGCAUACAAAUGUUCAGAUGCCAAAAGAAGAUGCUGGAUUAACACGAGACUAUUCACAGUCGCCACUUCAUCGUUUCAAAAAACCGGGUAGUAAAAACUAUAUGAACAUCUAUCCGCCAAGUGCAACACUUCAUCUAUCAAACAUUCCACCAAAUAUUACGGAAGAAUAUUUGACAAAUGCAUUCGAGCAACACGGUUUUCAACCAAAGGGUUUUAAAUUUUUUCCGAAGGAUCAUAAAAUGGCAUUACUGCAGUUGAACGAUGUUGAAACCGCAAUAAAUGCAUUAAUUGAAAUGCAUAAUUUUAAGUUGGCAGAAAAUGCACAUCUAAGAGUUUCAUUUUCAAAAAGUGGUAUUUAG
Molecule: messenger RNA, 846 nt
Organism: Enterobius vermicularis (human pinworm)
Lineage: Eukaryota; Metazoa; Nematoda; Chromadorea; Rhabditida; Oxyuridae
Source: the annotation of a GenBank genome assembly